AAGUGUAACAAAUACAAACAAACUGUGAAUUUAAUUAGCAGAAAAUCUAUUCACAAAUAAGGAAGCAUUUACUAUAUUGAGGAGUUUUAAUUGGGGCUGAAUUAAGUCCAGUUUUAAGAUAAACUUGCAGCCUGCGCAGGCGCCAACUUUUUUGUAAACAUUGCCGCCCAACCCAAAAUGCAGCAACAGCAGCCCCCAAAAAACGUCUCUGAACGCAAAAUCGGCACAAGGACGGGCCAGUCAGUCAGGAAAAAUCAAUAACAACACAGCCGCGAAGCGACGCGGACCGGAAGUGCAUUUCUUGCAUUACUGGGCGUUAAGUAACGCCACAGGGCAGGGAAAAAAUAAAUUAUUUCUAGAGGAAAGUGAUGUAGUUCUUUGUGCCAAGAGUCUGUAGAAAAUCCCAAAUAAUAUGGUGGGCAAGGGGUCGAGCGGCUUGGGUGGAGACACGAGCACUGGCAGCAAGGAACGCCCUGUUUUCAUUCCGCCGCGGAAACGUCAACAAACCAAGUCGGAGGCCAAAAAGCAGAACUAUGUGGACCACAUUGUCAGUGUGCAGCAAAAUCGGCCAAAACUAUCUCCCUCGAAUCCAGGCCUCGAGGAGGAGCUGCGCAAGUCCAAGCUGAUCAUCAAGAACAAACAGCCGCUGCCCCAGCUGCCCGGGGAGCUGGGUGUUCCCGGUGGUGCCCACGACACCCUGGCCAGUACCCACUCGGCCAGCUCCACGCAGCAUAGCCAGAAAUCGGCCCGAUCGAACAGCAAUCUCAACGAGCUGCAGAACUUCGAGUCCAUCUCGCAGGGCACGAAGUCCACGUCGCAGCGGCACGAGAGCAGCACGGUGACGCCCAGCAGUUGUUGCUACUCGGAGAGCAGCCUGGACGCCAAGUUGAGCAAGUCGCAGGACUGCCUGAGCAACCGGUCGUCCUCCAAGAAGCGGGUGAACAUCCGAACGUCCGAUUUGCCCGGUGGACAGGGACAGGGACAGGGACAUGGACAGGGACGCAACCAGCGCUCCUCGCCGGAGAUAGCCAACUACGAGGACCUGGAGUCCGGGGAGACGAGUGUGCUGAACAACUACGACCAGAGUCUGGAGAGGGGCUACCAGGCGCAGGCGCGCAAGGGCGAGGGCGGCAACUACCUGACCAUGACGGGCACCAUCAAGCGGGGCCGCAAGAAGGGCCAGUCCGUGGACCUGCAGAUCAACAUCAGUCGCGAGGAGCUGGAGCAGCUGAAUGCCCAUGCCAUGGCCAGUGACUCAAAGAAGGGCGGCAACCUUUGCUGCACCUGCAGCUGCGGCACCGGCCUCCACAUCCUGCUCAUCUCGCUGCUCUGUCUGCCCUUUGUGACCGUCAUCUCGGCGGUGUACUCCUUCUACAUUGGCACCCUCACCUGGUACAACAUGUUCAACUACUACUGCGAGGAGAGGACGUACCUGCACAAGAUCCUGGUCACGCCGCUGCUGUUCGUCGCCUAUCCGCUGGCCAUCCUGCUGUGCACCUUCGGACUGGGCAUCUACUCGGGAGUGCGCCAGCUGAGCCUGCAGUACAGCAGCUGGGUGAACGACAUCACGGACAUUGAGAAGGGCUUCUACGGCUGGCUGUGCGGCUUCCUGCGGAUGCCCGACUGCAGUCCCUACGAGGUGGUCAUCCUCACCGACAUCUGUGUGGCGCCGCAGGAUCCCCAGCGGUUGCAUAUCAACAAACCGCGCCAGGAGCUAUCCAUGUAGGCUGCCUGGCCCCGCAUUUUCGACCAUAAGUGUGAUAUACAAAGAAAAAGAAAAAACGUAAUUACAAACGUACGAUCAACACAUUAAGUUUCCUUUGGCCAAAUUUGUUCCUUUCACAUUGACAUAAUCGUAUGUCUGCAACUGCAGCUUUAGAGAACCGAAAAUACAGUCAGUAUAUAAGCCAGCAGUUAGAUAUCGCAGCCAGAACAUAAUCCAAACCCUAGAGAGCCUAGCAUUAAGUUACUAGAAAUCUAACACUCGCACAGCGUCUAAAUACACAAGUUCGAUGUUCGGAAGCCCGAAACAGAUAUAAUCUUGCAAAUGUCACUAAUAUAUAUAAUUGCUCAAUGUGUAAAUGUCACAGAUAAUUGUUAUAUUUUCAAAGAGGAAUUUAAAUUAAUUUUUUGUCUAAACCUCAGUUUGUGAAAACCCCUAACAAAACAAUUUAAUCCGCCAACUAAAAACCAAUGGAAUAGAAUAAUUUGGUUGUUAACCGAAUUGUUGUUUGUUAUACAUAUAUGAUUUAGUAGUAGAAGUUAUUUUUAUGAACUUCAUUCCAUCCACUAUUAUUUGGGACAACUGCAAGAUUAUCAAAUAAACAGUUAACUUUUGUAGUUGGGCACUAGCUUGCAACUUGAAAUUUGCUUUCCUUUCUAACUCAAAGCCAAAUUUAAAACCAUAUAACAAACAUAUUACCGAACUGAAAUAGCAUUUACAGAAUUAUGCAUUUAUCUUCAAAGUGAACUUAAACCAAAUAAAGCAGCCACUUUAAAUGCGCAGUUGACGUGAUGGAAACUUUUUCUUAGUUUUAAGCAUACAUUUUUUAUUUAUACGUCAAUAAAAAUAAAAACGACAGCAAAGCCAGCAUAUAUAUGUAUAUCUAUAUAAGCAAACGUUUUUAAAAUAGAAAUUCUAUAUGUUAAGAAUCCGAAUAUCAAACACUUAUUGAAAUGAAUAUAUUAGCCAGAGAAAUA
Messenger RNA from Drosophila gunungcola (fruit fly), 2700 nucleotides. RefSeq lists its product as uncharacterized. The transcript has 2 exons. NCBI's taxonomy places the organism in Eukaryota, Metazoa, Arthropoda, Insecta, Diptera, Drosophilidae. Bases 413 to 1726 code for a protein of 437 amino acids. The record is from RefSeq and is a predicted model, not a curated record.